AUCUUGGCACUGUCAGCAGUCUCCUCUCCUUUGCUUUUGCAACUAAUAACUUCACCAUUCCACCCCCUUCCUUCUUUAUCACUUUUUCCUCUCAUUCCCUUACUCUCAUCUUCAACCUCUAACAAAGACAAAAUAGACAAUGCAGAUGCAGGAUCUGCAUGUUCAUUUUCUCUGCCUUCUUAUACUCUUUUGUUUAAAUUAAACUGAGAUAAUUAAAAAUUCCCUUUUUUAAUUUGAUGUUCAGUGUUGACUUUUGAUUCUUACUCUGACUCAUUGUCUUCGUUCGCAAUGUUUCUACUUGUUUUAGUAAGCUCAGUUACUUGAAGUUCCUGAGAAAAAAAAAAUCCUUUAUUUUUUUUUCGUUCUUUCUUUUAGCGUCACAUUUUCCACACCAAAAUCAGUUUUUUUUUUCUUCACUUUUACUUUUUGUUUCUUGGGUUGUCCUAUUCAGAGUUGGCUUGAUCUCUUCUCCUGUGUUGUUUUUGUUGUUGUUGAUAUUAUUUUUAUUAUUAUUUUGGGUUGAUUUGAUUUGAUACUCAUUUAAUUUUUUUUCACUCUUUUCUUGGUCUCCUAUUGCGACCUUUGUUGUUUUUCUAUUGCUUGUUAUGAUAGUUACGUAAUGUUUACUUGAUUGAUCUUCUAUGUAGAAAUGAGUUGUUGGGUCUCUCUGCAUUUCUUGAUUGACGAGAUCAUAUCAUAACUUUCUUUCGUCCUUUUCUGCUUUUGCGGUUUUCACUUUAUCUCUUGUGUUUCUCUGCUGCGGGAAACCACACUUUGUUUGUAUUACUUUGUUCUCUCUCUAUCUGAACUUUCCAUUUACCAAGGUUUCUGCUCUUCCUGGUUGCAGAGGUAAAAACCAAGGAAAAGGCUAUCAGAGUUUGUAACUGAAUUCCGCUUCAUAUGUUGAUCUCAAGAUUCUGAACCGGGUUAGCUAGUUCAAGUAUUGUGUUGUUACUAGUUUCAUACUUGUAUUUUUCUCAUUUCUACAUUUUAUCUUUCUAAGGUUCUUGAUAUUUUAGGUCAAUUUUUUUAAAAAUUAUUUUAUAUUUUUGAAUCUCUAUUUUUCCUCCUCUUCCUUGUAAGUGACGACGCAAGGGAGAAGCUCUUCAAGUACUGCUAAGAGGAAAAUUGAAUAAAAUAUCAGAAGUGUGUUUUAGUUUGCCAUUGGAGAUUUUGGUGGUUAACCCCUUAAAAAUUGAAGAUAGGACAAAGAGACUCUCUGUGUUGUGCGUCUUUGUUUUCGUCAUUUCUUUAAGUAUGGCAGGGUUUCUGGAUUUAAUUAUUUCAAACUCUCUAUUUCGAUGCUGUCAAUGUGAAUCCUGAUGAAAGACAAAUGACCAGACAGAAUUUUAGUAUUUUCUAUUACCUGUUCACAUGUCAAGACUUUUAUAUGCCUAUAGCUCCAUUAGUAGAGUCUUUGUUUCUUUCUUAUAUUUUAAUUCUUUACAUGCAACAAUGGCUUGAUUCUUUCAGUCCAUAUAUUAACUAUUAAAUUCCUGUGUCUUCUUCUGGCCAGCUGAUUUCAUUAUCCAUUCGUAUAGCUUUCGGCAAAUUGUGCUUUGACCAAGAACCAAGGACCCCAGUUUUCAACUGCAAGGUGUAAAUUGUCUAAUACUUUGUGUGUGUGAUAGAAUCUUUGGGGUCAGGAUUGUUUACUCAGUUGACUAGGCUUGGAAUCUGAGAGUUUGAUAUGAGAUCUGUUGUGUAAAAGGAAGGAACUUGACAUUAUUUCUAUUCGACCUGAUGUCUUCAUUCUGGAAUUGAGUAAAUGGGCUGUUGUGUUUCAACAAGCAGUAAGAGUGCUUGUAGUAGCAGAAGCAAUGGAGACACAGUCUCUCCGACGUGUCUAGAUAUUGGAUUCUGUGGUCAAAAGAGUGCCAGGAGAACAUUCUCUGAUCAUGUUGUCUCUCUGCAUCAAGUACCCAACAGAAUUUUCACCAAUGGAAAGAGCAGAUCUUCUUGCAUAUUUACACAGCAGGGUCGUAAGGGCAUUAAUCAGGAUGCCAUGAUUGUAUGGGAAGAUUUCAUGUCAGAAGAUGUGACCUUUUGUGGUGUCUUUGAUGGCCAUGGUCCACAUGGUCACCUUGUUGCACGCAAAGUCAGGGAUGCAUUGCCAAUUAAACUGCUUUCAUUUUUGCAUUCCUCUGAAUCGGGGCGAAAUGGUUUAGGCAAAGUUUGUUUCAAAGGGAACACAGAGCCUGAAAGUGGAGAAUCUCAGAAGGAUUUGUCUGCUGAAGAUAAACUGAAUUCUAUGUGGAGAGAAGCUUUCAUGAAGGCAUACAAGGCUAUGGACAAAGAGCUGAGGUCUCAUCCAAAUUUGGACUGCUUCUGUAGUGGGAGCACGGCUGUCACUAUAGUGAAGCAGGGUUCAAAUUUAUUCAUGGGCAAUAUUGGAGAUUCCCGGGCAAUCAUGGGAUCUAAGGACAGCAAUGACUCCAUGGUGGCAAUUCAGUUGACUGUUGAUUUGAAGCCUGAUUUGCCAAGAGAAGCAGAACGAAUUAAACGGUGCAAGGGUAGGGUAUUUGCAUUACAGGAUGAGCCAGAAGUUCCUAGGGUGUGGUUGCCUUUUGAUGAUGCACCUGGAUUAGCAAUGGCUAGAGCAUUUGGAGAUUUUUGCUUGAAGGAGUACGGUGUGAUUUCUAUUCCUGAAUUUUCUCAUCGGCUGCUUACAGACAGAGAUCAGUUCAUUGUUCUUGCUUCAGAUGGGGUAUGGGAUGUUUUGAGUAAUGAAGAGGUAGUUGAGAUAGUAUCUUCAGCUCCAACUCGUUCAUCAGCGGCAAGGAUUCUGGUGGAUUCUGCUGCUCGUGAAUGGAAACUUAAAUAUCCUACAUCAAAAAUGGAUGAUUGUGCUGUUGUCUGCGUAUUUUUGGAUGGGAAAAUGGAUUCAGAAUCUGAUUGUGAGGAGCAAGGCUUUUCUGCUGCAAGCCUCCACAGCAACCAUUCGGGUAAUCCAGUUGAGUCAGAUGAUGGUCAAAAGCCUGAACCAUAUUUGCAAAGGAACUUUACUGUGAGAUCUUCAGAAGAAAAUGAAAACUAUGGAGGACAAGGAGGAGUAGCUGUUGAUGUUGAAGAUGGAAUAUUAUCAACUGAUGAUCAAAACUGGUCAGGUCUAGAGGGUGUCACCCGUGUAAACUCACUUGUUCAACUUCCUAGAUUUUCUGAGGAAAGGCCAAAAUCUUGAGUUUUGUUGGUUCAGUGGGAUUGUAAUACCUGUAGCUACACACUGAAUUCAUCAAAGAAAAUCUUUCUUUGGUUAAUUGCAUGUAGUAAACGAUGCUUAAUUAAGGUCACCAAAAAUGGAUUCAGUAUGAUGCAAGGCAUUAAUAACAUAAGCUCACAUGAGGCAAUGACAUUCGUAGU
This is a messenger RNA of Abrus precatorius (Indian licorice), 3360 nucleotides long. Its product is annotated as probable protein phosphatase 2C 52. The record is from RefSeq and is a predicted model, not a curated record. Gene Ontology annotation, molecular function: protein serine/threonine phosphatase activity. Lineage: Eukaryota; Viridiplantae; Streptophyta; Magnoliopsida; Fabales; Fabaceae. Gene Ontology annotation, biological process: protein dephosphorylation. The coding region runs from base 1769 to 3181 and encodes 470 amino acids. The transcript is spliced from 6 exons.